CCUCUCAACCAGGCCAUGCUCUACAGAUACUGCUGUAAACUCAACAAGAAGCUCAAGUCCUUCACCAUGUCCAGAAAGAAACUGGUUCACUACACCGGUUACGAGCAGAAGAACAGAGCCAACGCCGCCGUUCUCAUCGGUGCCUACGCUGUCAUAUAUUUGAAAAGAAGUCCAGAAGAAGUCUACAGGACUCUGAUCUCAGGGAACAACGUAGGCUACAUGCCUUUCAGGGAUGCAGCAGCAGGAGAGAGCUCCUUCAACCUUAACAUCCUCGACUGUCUACAAGGAAUACGCAAGGCUCUGCAGUACGGGUUUCUGGACUUUGAAAACUUUGACGUUGAAGAAUAUGAACAUUAUGAGCGAGUAGAAAAUGGGGACUUGAACUGGAUCAUUCCAGGGAAAAUUCUGGCCUUCAGCAGCCCUCAUCAUCGCAGUAAAACAGAGAACGGUUAUCCUCUCCACGCAGCAGAGGCGUACUUUGCAUACUUCCAUCAGAAUUAUGUCACAGCCGUGGUGCGUCUGAACAGGAAGUUGUAUGAGGGCAGGAAGUAUGAGGAUGUAGGGAUCGAGCAUCACGACCUCUUCUUUCUGGACGGGACCACGCCCUCCGACCUCAUCGUCAGGCGUUUCCUGCACGUGUGUGAGAGCACAGAAGGAGCUGUGGCUGUGCACUGUAAAGCUGGCCUGGGUCGUACUGGAACUCUGAUUGGAUGUUACCUGAUGAAGCAUUACCGCUUCACUGCAGCGGAGGCCAUCGCUUGGAUCAGAAUCUGCAGGCCUGGAUCCAUCAUUGGCCCCCAGCAGAACUUCUUAGAGGAGAAACAGCACAGUUUGUGGGUGCAGGGUGACGUCCAUCGCUCCAAACAGAAGCUGGUCCAGCAGAGACAGAGUCGGCGGCAGCAGCUGCAGCAUCAGCAGCAGCCUCACACCUCUGACUCUGCGGUGACCAAACAAGAAACUAUGUCCCGCCUGCUGUCCAGCAUGGAUGACCUGUCAAUCAACACCACCCUCUACAAAUCAUACAGCGUGGAUGAGAAUAACUUUAGGGAAGCCAGUUUAACUCAGGGAGACCACCUCAGAGCCCUGAAGGGGAACCGUCCUCCUAGAUCUGCCUCAUCCUCCUCAAGAUUGAACUUGUCCAAGGCUUCUUACUGCUCCAUCCCCUCACCCCCUAAGUCCUCUAAGGUCCCCCUCUCCUUCUCCUCAUCCUCCUCCUCUUCUAAGAAGCUGAUACGAAGUUCCUCCUCCUCAGCCAUGCAGAUCAGGAGUCCCUUCAGCCUCAGUCUGUUCACUAACAGGCCUGCUGUCAUUCACUGA
Scomber scombrus (Atlantic mackerel) is the source of this 1317-nucleotide messenger RNA. RefSeq names its product cell division cycle 14Aa (gene cdc14aa). Gene Ontology annotation, cellular component: mitotic spindle; nucleolus; centrosome. The transcript has 12 exons. Bases 16 to 1317 code for a protein of 433 amino acids. The record is from RefSeq and is a predicted model, not a curated record. NCBI's taxonomy places the organism in Eukaryota, Metazoa, Chordata, Actinopteri, Scombriformes, Scombridae. Gene Ontology annotation, molecular function: protein serine/threonine phosphatase activity; protein tyrosine/serine/threonine phosphatase activity. Gene Ontology annotation, biological process: microtubule cytoskeleton organization; protein dephosphorylation; positive regulation of cytokinesis.